CUGGGGCAUCAGCACCAGGGGCAGGGGGUACACUUGGUGCUCAGAGGAAGCCCCCACCCAGCCCCCAUGGCCUUCCUGGUGGCUGGGACCCUGCAGGUGGCCUCGCAGAUGGCAGAUGCUAGACAGAGUCUGGAAAGAAAGGGGAAGUACGGCCUGCAGGGUCCCAGGGUGGCUCUGACACUCAGCAGCCCUGGGGUGUUAGCCUCCACUGUUGCUGUCCUGGAGGGUGUGUUCCGGACCCUGGGCUUUGAGAGCUGCCAGAAGAGGGAGGCCUCUGUCCAGGGCUUCCUUGAGGAGCUGGCUGGGUUCCGGGAGCAGCUGGAUGCCCUUGGGGGCCCUGUGGGCUGUGCCCUCGUGGCCUUGGUGGCCCCCCGUGGGCAGCUGAGGCAGCCCCAGCAGUUGGUCUGGGAGCUGAGCCGCUGCAGGGCCCUGUGGGGCUGCCCCAAAGUUUUCCUGCUGCUCUCGACGACUCCUGGGGCUGCCCCUGAGCCCGGAGCCUUCCUUGCUGCCCUGAGCCAGCUCUGUGGCCGAUUUCCUCACUGGUCUCUGCUGCAGCUGCUGACGGAGGUCUUCUACAGGACAGCCAAAGAGUCAGAGGCCUCCUACUGCCCAGUCCUCCGGAGCUCCUUGAGGGGUGCACUGUGCCUGGGGGAUGUGGAACCCUGGGAUCCCCAGCCAGAACCCAGCCCCAGCGCUCAGUAUGACCUGUCUGGGACCAGAGCCGCCCUCCUGCUGUCCGUGCUCCAUGGCCGGCCUGGGGCCCAGCAUGAUGUGGAGGCGCUGCGGGGCCUGUGUCAGGCCCUGAACUUCAAGACCACCCUAAGGACAGACCCUACGGCCCAGGCUUUCCAGGAGGAGAUGGCCCAGUUCCGAGAGGGCCUAGAUGCCGGCAGGGUCCCGGUGAGCUGUGCCCUUGUGGCCCUCAUGGCCCAUGGGGGGCCACAAGGCCAGCUGCUGGGAGCUGACGGGCAGGAGUUCCAGCCAGAGGCGCUGGUGCAGGAGCUGAGCCGCUGCAGGGCCCUGUGGGGCUGCCCCAAGAUCUUCCUGCUUCAGGCUUGCCGCGGGGGGCAGAGGGACGCUGGUGUGGGGCCCACAGCUCUCCCCUGGUUCCGGCGCUGGCUGCAGGCAUCACCAACCACCCCCUCACAUGCCGACGUCCUCCAGAUCUAUGCUGAUGCCCAAGGCAGGUCCUCCGGGGGCCCCACUCCAGGGAGCUCUGACCAAGCGGACAUCCUGAUGGUCUACGCAGCUGCUGAGGGCUGUGUAGCCUAUCGGGAUGAUGAGAAGGGCUCGGACUUUAUCCAGACUCUGGUGGAGGUCCUCAGAGCUGACCCCGGGGGAGAGCUCCUGGAGCUGCUGACUGAGGUCAACCGCCGGGUGUGUGAACUGGAGGUGCUGGGUCCCGAUGGCCAGAGGCGCCGCAAGGCCUGCCUGGAGAUCCGCAGCUCGCUGAGGCGCCGGCUCUGCCUGCAGGCGGGACUGCGCCCGCUGCCGCUCCGGGGGUUCUGACCACCUGGGGCUACGGCCCA
This is a messenger RNA of Lontra canadensis (Northern American river otter), 1529 nucleotides long. RefSeq names its product putative caspase-16. Gene Ontology annotation, molecular function: cysteine-type endopeptidase activity. The transcript is spliced from 11 exons. The record is from RefSeq and is a predicted model, not a curated record. The coding region runs from base 67 to 1509 and encodes 480 amino acids. Gene Ontology annotation, biological process: proteolysis. NCBI's taxonomy places the organism in Eukaryota, Metazoa, Chordata, Mammalia, Carnivora, Mustelidae.